AUGGUCUACGAAGCUCCUCAUUUGAAGAUCAGGGAAGGUUCCAUCAACUCUGUUGUCUGCGUGGUUGGUGAUCCUGGUCGCGCUGAGUUGAUUGCCACUAAGUAUUGUGACUCGUACGAAGAGCUUGCCUAUAAUAGGGAGUAUCGCACCUACAAUGUCGAGUUCGAAGGUGCUAAGUUCUCUGUUGCCUCUCACGGUGUUGGUGGCCCCGGCUGUGCCAUUUGCUUCGAAGAGCUCAUCAAGUGCGGCGCUAAGGUCAUCAUGCGUCUCGGAACCGCUGGUUCAUUGAGACCUGAAACUAUCAAGCAGGGUGAUUUGAUUGUCACCACCGGCUCUGGCGCUGAGGAUGGUGCUUCCCAGUACCUUGUCCCUGCUGGCUUCCCCUGUGUGGCCGAUCCUGCUCUUUGUAUCGCCAUGCGUGAUACCGCCAAGUCUCUCGGAUACGAGCGUGUUCACUUCGGUAUUACUCUCGCCUCGGCUGUGUUCUAUCCCAGUCCAGCUGUCGAGCAGACAUUGGUGAGCAACGCCGCUGCCGGUGCUAUCGGUGUCGAGAUGGAGAACUCUGCUCUCUUCGCCGUUGCGUCCAUCAGAGGUAUCCGUGCUGCUGCCAUCUCAACCGUUGAUGGCUGCCCCCUCAAGUGGGAUGAGGGUGACUAUGAUCCGGCUGGAACCACCGUUACCGAUGGUAAGGAGCGUAUGAUCAAGACUGGUAUUAAUGUUGCUAAGCGCGUUGUCUUGGAAAACUUGUAA
Molecule: messenger RNA, 750 nt
Organism: Perkinsus marinus ATCC 50983
Lineage: Eukaryota; Perkinsozoa; Perkinsida; Perkinsidae
Product: uridine phosphorylase, putative
Exons: 1
Coding region: 1-750 (249 amino acids)
Biological process (GO): uridine catabolic process
Cellular component (GO): cytosol
Molecular function (GO): uridine phosphorylase activity
Source: RefSeq, a predicted model, not a curated record